AUGCGGUUCAACGAGCAGGGACUGGAGGAUGUAUUCCGCGAAGUUUCGCCCAUAUUGGACUACACCAACAAGAAGUAUGAGCUUCACUUCCAGGAGCACGAAUUCCGUCCUGCCAAGUAUUCCCCGCAAGAAUGCAAGGAAAGGGAGAUAACCUUCUCCCAGCCUCUGUAUGUGAGAACUCGCCUGGUAAUGAAAGAAACGGGCGAGAUCAAGGAGCAGGAAAUAUUCAUGGGGGACUUCCCCAUGAUGACCGAUAACGGCACGUUCAUCAUCAACGGCGCCGAGCGCGUCGUGGUGAGCCAGUUGGUCCGUUCUCCGGGGAUCUAUUUCGUAACCGAGCGAAGCCCGAGCAGCAAUCGCGGGCUGUGCAUGGCCAAGCUGAUCCCAUCAAGGGGCGCCUGGCUCGAAUUCGAAACCAGCAACAAGGACGUGCUCUCAGUCAAAGUCGACCGGAAGCGCAAGGUCUCGGCCAGCACGUUCCUUCGUGCCCUUGGCGUGGCCUACGACGACCAGAUUACGGCGCUGUUUGACGAGGUCGACACCGACGAAACGCGCCGCUACAUGCAGGCCACACUUCGCAGCGACCCCGCCGCCGAACCGGGCAGCGUGUCUUUUCGCGAGGAGGACCUCCAUUCACUUUGGGACUGGCUGCACGAGGGCGAGGAAUACGACGAGGAAGCGGCACAGCGGAUUGCCGGAGCGCAGAUCGAGUUUUACCGGCGCCUGCGGCCCGGUGAGCCGCCCAGCUUGGAAAACUCCCGUAACCUGAUCAACAACCUGUUCUUCGAGCCCAGGCGGUACGACCUCGGGCGCGUGGGAAGGUACAAGUUCAACCGCCGCCUCGGAAUGACGGAGGACAAGGGGCCAAUGACCCUGACCCGUGGCGACAUCAUCUCGGUCAUUCGCAUGAUGAUCGUCAUCAACCAGGGCGAGGGACAGGUGGACGACAUUGACCACCUGGGCAACCGCCGCGUUCGGGCCGUGGGAGAGUUGGUGCAGAACCAGGUGCGCGUGGGUCUGCUCCGCAUGGAACGCAUGGUCAAGGAAAAGAUGACGCUGGUGGAUCCCGAAACCGCGGCGCCCCAAGGACUGGUCAACAUCCGGCCAGUUGUGGCGGCGGUACGCGAGUUCUUCGGUGGUUCGCAGCUGUCGCAGGAACGGGCUGGCUUCGACGUCCGCGACGUGCACUUCUCGCAUUAUGGGCGCAUCUGCCCCAUCGAGACACCGGAGGGCCCCAACAUCGGCCUCCUCAGCUCGCUGGCUUCCUAUGCCCGCGUCAAUGAGUUCGGCUUCAUCGAAUCGCCUUACCGGGUGGUGUGCCACGAGCUGUCCAAGGACUCGCCCGACCUUCGAGGGCGAAUAGUCGCCGAGUCGGUUGUGAAUCCUGAAAACGGGCACGUGAUCGUGAACGAGGACGUCGCAAUUGGCGCCAACAGAAUUGCUGCCCUACGGCGUCUGCCCGCGGGCACCAUGAUCAAGGUGCGACCCUUCGUGUUGGAAGCGUCGGCGCCGAGGCCCGAGGAUUCCAUCAUCUGGUUGUCGGCCGACAAGGAAGAAGAAUUCAGGAUUGCCCAGGCCAACGCGAAACUGGACUAUCUGAACCAGUUUGUAGAGGACCGGAUCGAGAUCCGAGUGGGCGAUCAGUACACCCAGGGCUCGCCGAGCGAAGCGCACCUGAUGGACGUUUCGCCGAUGCAGAUCAUGAGCAGGCAGGCAGUGCCCCUGCUGCGGCCCCAGUCGCCCACUGUAGGCACCGGCAUUGAGGAACGAGUGGCCCGCGACAGCGGCCAGUUGGUCACGUCCCGUGUGAACGCGGUGGUUACCUCGGUAAACGGCCGCAAGAUCGUGAUCACAGACGUGGAAGGCGUCGAGCACAUCCACCCGCUGAUCAAGUUCUCCCGCACCAACCAGGGAACGUGUUUCGACCAGCGUCCGAUAGCUACUCGUGGUGACGUGGUCCAGGUGGGCACCCGUGCUGGCGGAUAG
Geodia barretti is the source of this 1986-nucleotide messenger RNA. The record is from the annotation of a GenBank genome assembly. Lineage: Eukaryota; Metazoa; Porifera; Demospongiae; Tetractinellida; Geodiidae.